This is a messenger RNA of Trematomus bernacchii (emerald rockcod), 10178 nucleotides long. RefSeq names its product REV3 like, DNA directed polymerase zeta catalytic subunit (gene rev3l). The record is from RefSeq and is a predicted model, not a curated record. The transcript is spliced from 32 exons. Gene Ontology annotation, biological process: double-strand break repair via homologous recombination; error-prone translesion synthesis. The coding region runs from base 458 to 9445 and encodes 2995 amino acids. Gene Ontology annotation, molecular function: DNA binding; nucleotide binding; DNA-directed DNA polymerase activity. Lineage: Eukaryota; Metazoa; Chordata; Actinopteri; Perciformes; Nototheniidae. Gene Ontology annotation, cellular component: nucleus; zeta DNA polymerase complex.
GCAGCAGCAGCUGAGGGGCUGAUACAGCGGGACUGGCUGGGACUCGUUCUGAGGCGUGAAUUGGACAGCUAACGCUACCGGAAGCCUGGGCACCGUCUUCCUGGCUGAAAACAAAAACACCAUAGAGAGCUGAAAUCAGCCACAAUCACAAGCUCAACAUGUACCUGACAGCUGAGAAACGUCCAGUGACUCGCCUCCGUCGAGUGUAGCUCCCCCAGCCGCCGCAGAACCUAUACGGCGGCACAUCGUCGCGCGCUGGAGCCACGGGAAUCUUUGUUGGCAUUUUUUCAUGGGAAAAAGCCGGGCUCCACCUCUGCGCUGUCGUUGUUUUACCGCCGUGACAACACUCCCUUUGGCUGGUAUUGACUGGCCACCGAGGUGCCUGCAUCUUAUGGACACCGAGCUGUAGUUAUUCUGCUUUUUGACGGUCGGUCCCUGUUUGUCGGACGCGGCAGUCAUGUUUGCUGUGCGCAUCGUCACCGCAGACUUCUAUCUGGCGAGUCCCAUUAAAGACCUGGACGUCUGCUAUUCUGAAUUCAGGGAGAGCGUCGUAAAGAAAGUGCCGGUGGUGCGGAUAUUUGGAGCUACGCCUGCAGGCCAGAAAACGUGCCUCCACCUCCACGGAGUGUUCCCCUACAUCUACGUGCCGUACGAUGGCUACGGCCAGCAGCCGGAGCGCUACCUGCGGCAGGUGGCCUUCAGCAUCGACAGGGCCCUGAACGUUGCCAUGGGAAACCCCGCUUCCUCCGACCAGCAUGUCUUCAAGGUGGUGCUGGUCUCUGGCAUGCCUUUCUAUGGUUACCACAGUAAGGAGAAGCGCUUUAUGAAGAUCUACCUGUACAAUCCUCGCAUGGUCAAACGGGUGUGUGAGCUGUUACAGAGUGGAGCCGUGAUGAACAAGAUGUAUCAGCCCCACGAGGGCCACAUCCCCUACCUUCUGCAGCUCUUCAUAGACUUCAACCUGUACGGCAUGAACCUGCUGAACCUGGGGGCUGUCAAGUUCCGCUCUUCCCACCCCAAAGGAGACGCAGCAGCAGCCCCACACAGGCACACUCCCAGCAUCAGCCUUCUGAAGAGCCCCUGCACCGCCAAGCUCAAUGACAGCACCCUGGGGGGCACUUUUGUCCGCUGGGAGGAGAGCGCUCUGCCCUGCUCCCUGAUGUUGGAUGAGGUGGAGAGGCAGAGCACUUGUGAGCUGGAGGUGGAUGCAGUGGCAGUAGAUGUCCUCAACCGCCUGGAAAUUGAAAAUCAGAUCGGCAGGAACCCGGGCCUGCAGGCCAUCUGGGAGGACGAGAAGCAGAGGAGGAGAGAGAAGAACCAGGAGUCCCAGAUGGAAACCCCAGAAUCCCAAGAUCGUGGGUUUGUCACUUCAACAGAGAGCGAGAAAUUCUUCAUGAAGAGAGUCGAGGAGAUUCUGAAGGAGAAUGAUUUUGACGUGGAGGACCAAGAAGACCUUCUCAAUGAAAUGACUCUCCAUUCGGCCCCCCGGACCCCUGAAGCCCUGCCCUGCACCCCAGCUAAUGCUGUGGAGGAGCACAGGCCCUCCCAGCCAGAGCCUGUGAGGAGCAGCAGUAAGGUCCCGGAGGAGGCGGUGGUGGACGAGGAGGCUAUCCUGAGUCUGCUGGAGAACAGCCAGACCUUCCUCCCGCUCUCCCAGACAUCCAGCCACUCGCCCCUGUUAGACAGCAGCCAGGACCAAGCCUUCAUCGAGCUGCUGGCAGGACUGGAGAACGACGGCUUCUGCAGGACCCCCGUCAGACAGAACCCCCAGUCCCAGUCACUCCCUGGUGCCAGAAGCUACGACUGCAACAGUGAUGAAGAGGAGGCAGAGCCUGAGAUGGAGAAGGACGAGGCCGAGCUCAGCGUGAUAAUGUCCCAGCGGUGGGACAACGAGCCUCCCGACCACUCUCCCACACCAAGACACGGAGUGAGGGAGCCAGAGGAGGGCUUCAGUGACGAGCAGCACGAGUCCUCUGAUGAAGACAUGGACUGGAGCGGGAACAAUUCCCUGUUCGCCAACCUGUCCAUCCCCCAGCUGGACGGGGCCGCAGACGAGAGCAGCGAUUCCUCUCUAACGGACAGCGGCUCCAGGACUCAGUCUUCUCAUAUCGUCACAGAGAAUAUGCUGGGGAAAAGGAAUCCCUUCUCUGGGGAUAAGGGUUGCCUGGAGCCACCUUCUUCAGCUAAGAUCCUUCUUGAGUGCAAGCACCCCGAGCACAGACCAAUUCUUGUGCUGGACACAGAGCAACCACUUGAUAAGCACUUUCAAUCAAAAAGCACCCAGGACAGCAUCAGUGAAUGUUCAACAGGAUUCAAGUUUAAUAAAGAAAUACCCUACAUCCUGCCAGUCAAACAUCCCAUCCCCUGCAAGUUACCCAAUAACCCUGAGGUGUCUCCCAUCUUCCUAGACAAACAGGACAUGCUACCACUAUACACCUAUGACAAGAAAACCUCCUUAGCUUUGGAUAAGACGGACCUAGAAAGUUUCCCGUAUGGUAACGGAAAGGUCACCAAAAAUGGGAAGAUGUAUGGCAGCAUAAAGAAUGUAGAAACAAACUGCCUGUCCAUUCUUCAGAACCACAGGACCUUCUCUCUCUGUUACUCAGAGCUGAGAAACUGCUCAACUAAGACAGAGCUAGAACUGAGCCAGAAGGACGGUAAAAGCCCAGUCCUGAGGAACAUCUCUUCAACCCCUUUACCUUUGGUAGAAGAGGAGUUUCUUGGCCCUCAGGGGGAAGAAAUGUGCCAGGACAGUGAGGAAGGAGAUGUUGGUGAACUCAAAAUCAGGUACGAGGACUAUCAAGAAAAUAAGACUGAGAGGACUAUAGUAGCCCAGCAGGAAGCUCACUACAAGUUCUUCCCCAGUGUCAUCCUCUCCAACUGCCUCAGUAGGAAAAAAGCUGGGAGCAAAAAGAUGGCCGAUCCCUGUAGCAUGCUUGAACAGGCCGAGCCUCGCAGAUCUAAGCUUAAAGUGUAUAAAAAAAGGUUAGGAAUGGCAGCACAGAGAAAUAUAUUAAACAUAGUUGAAGCCUCUGAAAACACUUCCUCAGACAGCGAGGUUAGCACUGCCCUCACCCCAACCACACCUGCUUGUCCGGUGACAUCGGACACAGAGAUGCCAGUUUUGGAGGAUAAGUCAAUACAAAAGCCUGAGCCAAUUAAAGAUGGGCUAGUCACAAAGGUGGAGCCAAUCACAAGGGAGGAGCCAGAAAGUGGGGAGAGAUCAGUAAAUGAACAAUCGCAACCAUUUUCAGAAUCCCAUGCCACCACUGUUUCCAGUUUUUCUGAAGAAGCUAAAAACUCAGAAGAGAACAGGUUCAGCCCAUUGCACAAUUUAUCAGCGAUGAUCACCUGUACUAAAUCUUCAGCACUGCCUGGUAGUAAAUACACCCUAAGGACCAAGCGGAAGAUGAUCUUUGACGGCGAAGAUGGAGAAUAUUCCGGUGCCCCUCGUUCUAAAAAUCCAGCCUCCGUCAAAGAACGGAUCAAGGACAAUGUCCCUGAUGGGCAAGAGGUAAGACACCAGAAACGACCUAAGAAGGAACCCCCUAUCAUCAUCAAGUACAUUAUUAUCAACAGGUUCAAAGGACUGAAGAACAUGCUGGUGAAGAUGUCCAAAGUGAAGGCAGAGGAGCAGUUGGUUUUGCUUACGCCAGACAAGCUGGAGCAGUACAAUAAACUAGCCCCUCUUAAGGAUUUCUGGCCCAAGGUGCCAGAAUCCACUGCCAUCAAGUUUCCUGUCACUGAGCAAAAGGCCAAAAAACUACCCAAAAGAAAAGCAAAGGGCAACUCCACAAACAAGAAAUCAGUCCUCAGUCCUCACUCCUCCAAGCCUUUGGUCAAACAGGGUGAAAGGGUCAAAAGGACUAAAGGCUAUAAGAGAGGUCCAAUUCUACCCUCUCUACCGCCGCCUCAGCCAUGUUACUCUGAGCUAGUAGAUGACCAGGAAAUGAGGUAUAAUGACGUCAUGGUAGAGUUAGGGUACCUAUCUGAUAGAUCCCCAAGCCCUACAAACGUUACACCCCCUCGUUGUUGGUCCCCUAGUGACCCUCUAAUGGACAACAGGAGUUCUGAACAUCUGAUAAACCCACUCAUUGACCCAUGUCUUAGUUUGGCUUUUCCCAAGCCACACACAGUAUCUUCAACCAAAGGAGCACAACAAAAGUUUCAAACUGCCAAACCUAAGAAAUCUGUGCACACUAAAAGCAAAGUAAGCAAGUUUGUAACCAAGCCUCAGGAGGAACCCAAAAAAUCCAGACAAAGGAGUACUGCUGCUCCAAAGCAGAGGAAGCAAACUAAAGACACAGCUGAAGGCACUGUUGGCAGUUCUACAAACACCACAAGACCUACAAAGUCUCGCAAAAAGAAGAUGGAGGAACCCAAAAGCCAUGACUCAAGUAAAGACAGCUCCCAUGUGCUUUUUCCAAAAGAUGAGCUACCUCCUUCUGAGAGUUCAUCUCAAGAAGUCCCUUCCUUUCAGCAGCCAGUAAGCACAGAUGGCAACAUUCAGGGCACGUCUCACCCAACAUCAAUAACAGACCCUAACUCUGCAGGCCAGUCUAUAGAACCAAAGGUUGAAGACUGCGAGACUUCCAUCAUGGAGAUCAACCAAAGCAUUCCAGCCCCGGCUCAGCUGAAGCAGCAAGGCUGCCAGACCACUGUGGUAAAGGCAGAGGCUUCACAAGAGGAGAGCAUGGCUCCUCCACCUCCUCUGGCUGGGAGUCCUUUACUAGAAGACAGUAAAGACUCCCAGCUUUCGCCAGCUACCCCCCACUCAAGCCCUAAGAAUGGCACGAUCCCCCCUCUUUCUGAGACACCCUCUGGCUUGGCUGUCCUCAAGCAGCUUCUCCAGAGAAGGCAGCUGGGGCAGGCUCUUCCCAUUCAGGUGGUUGGUGCAGACAGUAACCCCACUGCCAUGGCUCAGGCCACAGCACUUCUAGAUCCCUCAGCUAAACCAGCCAAACCCAGGAAAGCUCCCACCACAACUCCACGGAAACCCAGGGCCCCAAAAUCUACCACUCCCAAGGAUAAAAAACCCAGAAUCAGGAAAGGCAAGGCAAGCAGCACGCAGCCAAAUCUCUCAACGAAGCUGGAUGGCAACAUGUCAGAUGAUUGCCCCCUCUUCCUGUCAGACCCAGGCAUGGACAGAUGCAAUUUCAUAGAGGACAGUUUGUCACCAGAGCUCCCACAAAACUAUACCUUUGAUAUAAAUGCCAUUGAUCAGACGGAGUUCUCCAGCCCAUACAGCGGCAGUCAGUUUGUGCUGACUGAUAAACAUUUACCAGUUACGUUUCUGAGUGAUGUCAGCCAGGAAGCAGUGUCUACUCAAGGACUGGGAUUUGAGAAGAAACCUGAUAGACUGUUUGCAUCUGGGGAGGAGCUUCAAAAGGGUUCCGAAUGGCACGAAGCAAGGCCCGUCAGCCCUGACCUCUUUGAUAGAACUGAGAACAGGGAGUCUGUAUCAAAUCACCUCACAUUCCUCGACUCUGAGAAACAUAAGAGCAGGGAGUGGGACUUGUAUUUAGGUAAAGCCAAUACGCUCAGCCCCUUUCAAGACUUUCACUGUGAAAGAAAAGAACUGCUGUUCUCCGUCUUCGACCCUGUCCUACCUCUGCCUUUAAGCUCUGCCUCAUUCGUUGAUCAUGAGGGCUCUCCAACCGGGGAGCUUUUGGAGGGCAGUGAUGGCCUGCCGUCCACCACCCCCAGCAGCUCUCCGAGCUCCAUCAGCUCUGUAUCCCAGGGCAGGGCGGGCCAGCUGCUGCGGGGAGCAGGAGGGGGAGCACACAUUCUAAAGCCCCUCAUGUCCCCUCCAAACCGGGAGGAGAUCGUCAGUACUCUGCUGAACCUGGAGAUGUCGGAGGCCACCUUCCAGGAGCCCUUCUGCAGCGACCCCUCUGAUGCGCCAGGGAAACCAAUGGAGGUCGGCGGCCGUAAGCUAACGGUGCGCACUAGGCUGGCUAAGGAGCUAGCAGAGUUCUGUGGAGAUCUUUCUUUGGAGGGCCUCCAUUUCUGGAAGACAGUCUUCUCAGCCAUGGCGCACCCCCACAUCAAUGUCACUUCAUCUCCCCAUGCCCAGGGAUCUGAGGCCUCAGACACGAGUAAAGAGCAGGCCAAGUAUGACCUGUCCUCCGGCAGCAACAAAAAGGUCAUCCUCCUGCCCUGCAGAAACCCACCAAGCAGAGAGCGUGUGCAACUGUGGCUGGAAGCCAGAAAACAGUAUGAGAGUUUACAAAUAGGGCUGCUGAAGAAUGGGAGGACUGAGCUGGGUGUGGAGGGAAACCCAGCUACCAGCUGUCCAGCAGAGAAGGUCAGGACUCCAAGGAGAAAGAACUGCAACCUGUCCUUAAUCAUAGCACCCAUGAAGAAUAAAGGCAUUCACUGUGAAUCAUCAGAGUUAAGUCUAGUUUCACAUGAAGUGGAUAUUGAUCAGGAGGUCAGCCAAAGAAAUGCUGACGAUGAUGAUAAAAGCACGUGUCUAGAAUCCCCAGAGCUGCAUCCCUGGCAGCAGUCUGCUCAGCCCAGCCCCUUAGGGCCACACCAGCUCAGUGAAGACUGUCUGGAAGCACUGUCACCAAGGCUCUGUAACUCCAUGGAGAAUCUCAGUAACAGAGAAGAGGGGAGUACCCACCUCCUUCACAGCACCCCAUUUUUAAGACGGAGGCGGAGAAGCAAGGAGGACCUGGAGCCAAUUUGCAGCACGCCCAAAUCUGAGGAGGACCCCGUUUCUCAGAGACUCCAGCAGCGAAGGAGAAGUCAUGCAGACCCUCUGAAAAGAGUGCUUCUGACCACACAGAUGAAGAAUCAGUUUGCUGCUUUGAAUGUGCCAAAGAAAGAUACCUCUCAGAUUGAAGGACCCAGCAUAGCCAACUCGUACGGCUUCAAAAUCAGCAUGCAGAACCUCCAGGAGGCCAAAGCUCUGCACGAGGUCCAGCACCUGACACUGAUGGGCAUGGAGCUCCAUGCAAGAACUCGGCGGGACCUUGAGCCUGACCCCGAGUUUGACCCCAUAUGUGCCUUAUUCUACUGCCUCAGUUCGGAUGCUCCCCUGCCAAAUGUAGACAGCAGCCAGCUGACGGGAGCCAUCGUGGUGGACAGAGACCAUGAGAGCUGUGACCCAGGUCACAGAGCGACGGCGCCCCUGCUGGUCAGGUCGGGGGUCUCUGGGCUGCAGGUGAAAUACGCCACAGAUGAGAAGGUGCUGUUUCAGGAGCUCAUCACCGUCUUCAGGAGGUUUGACCCGGACGUCCUGGUGGGCUACGAGGUGCAGAUGCGCUCCUGGGGCUACCUCCUGCAGCGGGCCGCAGCGCUCGGAGUCAAUCUGUGUCAGCAGCUGUCCCGAGUGCCAGGUGACUCCAAGGAGAACCGCUUUGCUGCAGAGAGAGAUGAGUAUGGAGCCGACACCAUGACUGAGAUCAACAUCAUCGGACGCAUCACCCUCAACCUGUGGAGGGUGAUGAAGACUGAGGCGGCGUUGAACAACUACACUUUUGAGAACGUGGCCUUCCAUUUCCUCCACCAGCGCUUCCCCCUGUACACCCCCCGCACACUGUCCGAUUGGUUCGACCACAACACACACCUCUACAGGUGGAAGGCGGUGGACCACUAUGUGAGCCGGGUCCGGGGCACCAUGCAGCUCCUCCAGCAGCAGGAUGUCAUCGGCAGAACCAGCGAGCUGGCCCGGGUGUUUGGGAUUCAGUUCUUACACGUUCUGACCCGAGGAUCUCAGUACCGUGUUGAGUCCAUGAUGCUCCGUGUGGCCAAGCCCUUGAACUACAUCCCUGUGACCCCCAGUGUCCAGCAGCGGGCCCAGCAGAGGGCCCCUCAGUGCAUCCCCCUGGUGAUGGAGCCCGAGUCGCGCUUCUACAGCAACUCAGUGGUGGUGCUGGACUUCCAGUCUCUCUAUCCUUCCAUCGUCAUAGCGUACAACUACUGCUACUCCACCUGCCUGGGCCACGUGGACAGCCUGGGAACGCCCGAUGAGUUCAAGUUUGGCUGCACCUCCCUGCGAGUUCCCCCUGACCUCCUCUACCAGCUGCGCAAUGACAUCACCGUGUCCCCCAACGGCAUCGUCUUCAUCAAGUCCUCAGUGCGUAGAGGCAUCAUGCCCAGCAUGCUGGAGGAAAUCCUGAACACCAGGAUCAUGGUGAAGCAGUCCAUGAAGACGUACAAGCAGGACAAAGCCCUGAUGAAGCUGCUGCACGCCCGCCAGCUGGGCCUCAAGCUCAUCGCCAACGUGACCUUCGGAUAUGCCGCCGCCAACUACUCUGGACGCAUGCCCUGCGUGGAGGUGGGAGACAGUAUCGUCCACAAAGCCAGAGAGACCCUGGAGAGAGCCAUCAAGAUGGUCAAUGACACCAAGAAAUGGGGCGCGCGUGUUGUGUACGGAGACACGGACAGCCUGUUUGUUCUGCUGAAGGGAGCCACCAAAGAGCAGGCUUUCAAGAUUGGCAACGAGAUCGCUGAGGCAGUGACCGCAACCAACCCCAAGCCUGUCAAGCUCAAGUUUGAGAAGGUGUACCUUCCCUGCGUGUUGCAGACAAAGAAGCGUUAUGUGGGCUACAUGUAUGAAAGCCUGGACCAAAAGGAGCCUGUGUUUGAUGCCAAAGGGAUCGAGACAGUGCGCCGCGACGGCUGCCCUGCUGUUUCCAAGGUUCUGGAGCGUUCCAUCAAGCUGCUGUUUGAGAGCCGGGACAUCAGCCAGGUGAAGCGGUUUGUGCAGCAUCAGUGCAUGAAGGUUCUGGACGGCCGGGCCAGCAUGCAGGACCUGACCUUCGCCAAGGAGUACCGGGGCAGCAGCUCGUACCGGCCCGGAGCCUGCGUCCCCGCCCUGGAGCUCAGCAGGCGCAUGAUGGCGUACGACCGGCGCCUGGAGCCCCGUGUGAGUGAGCGCGUUCCCUACGUCAUCGUGUACGGGAUGCCCGGCCUGCCCCUCAUCCAGCUGGUGCGCCGGCCGGUGGAGGUGCUGCAGGACCCCGGCCUCCGCCUCAAUGCCACCUACUACAUCACCAAGCAGAUCCUGCCCCCACUGGCCCGCAUGUUCCAGCUGAUCGGAGUGGACGUGUUCAGCUGGUACCAGGAGCUGCCCAGGAUCCAGAAGGCUUCCUGCUUCUCGGUGGUGGGGGGAGAUGAGGUUGGGAGGAAGGGGACCAUCUCGCAGUACUUCACCACGCUUCACUGCCCCGUGUGUGACGAGCUGACCCAGCUCGGUGUGUGUUCGCGGUGCCGCGCCGAGCCGCAGCGCGUCGCAGUCACACUCCACCAGGACAUGAGACAAUGGGAGAGACAGCAGGAGCAGCUGCUGAAGGUGUGUAGGAACUGCACUGGCAGUGCUGAGCGGCAGGUGUCCUGUGUGUCCCUGGACUGCCCUGUCCUCUACAAGCUGUCCCGGGUCAACAGACAGAUCUCCAAGGCCCCCUACCUGCGGCAGCUGCUGGAGCAGUUCUGAUUGGCUCCUGAACCUCCCGGCUCCCUGCUCAUUUGGUGCUAUUUGGUGCCCCACCCCUUCCCCAUAUCAGUGUUUAAUUGUCCACUCAGUUGUAAAGGUUUCAUUGAACCCUGGUGGGUCUUCAUGUGUCUUGUGACUGUUGUUCGUUUGACUGUGUAUCUGCAUAAGCUGCUGCGAGUGAAGCUGAUCCUGGAUCUGAUGCACAAUGACCUGUUGUGUCUCGUAGCAAUGUGAAGGAGCUCCUCACAAAUCUCCAGAAUUCACUACAUUCAGACCACUAAUAGAUUCCCCUUCAUAUUGUAUGGACUGCAGUCUCUCUGUUGGUAGUUCCUGUCGAGCUCUGUCUCUAAUCUCAUAAAGCUCCAUGAAUGCAAUCAAUACUGUUAUUGUGCAUUCUGUUUAAGGAUGCCAUUGUUCAUGAUUGUACUGAUGUUCAUUUUGGCAGAUAUGACACUUUGUACACUACAGUGUAGGAACUGGAAACUAUUUUGGUUUUUCUACGAAUCUGGGACUGUUGCAAUACUGUAUUUUGAUAAUUGAUGUCAUAAAGAGUUUAUGGUUUCCUUGUGCACAUGUGGUUAAGUGAACAUUUUCCAUUUUCUGCGCAAAAGAAUUAAACCAUGUUGAGAUCCAAUCUUCAAUUCUUCAAACAGCCAUACAGGAUCUGUGUAUUUGUAUAAAUGUAAAAAAUAUGAAUGAAGGAGGUGUUUUUUGUUUGUUUUUAAUGGACAUU